This is a messenger RNA of Phodopus roborovskii (desert hamster), 4264 nucleotides long. RefSeq names its product ATP binding cassette subfamily C member 4 (gene Abcc4). The record is from RefSeq and is a predicted model, not a curated record. Gene Ontology annotation, biological process: transmembrane transport. NCBI's taxonomy places the organism in Eukaryota, Metazoa, Chordata, Mammalia, Rodentia, Cricetidae. The transcript has 31 exons. Bases 224 to 4201 code for a protein of 1325 amino acids. Gene Ontology annotation, cellular component: plasma membrane. Gene Ontology annotation, molecular function: ATP binding; ABC-type transporter activity; ATP hydrolysis activity.
CUCCAGGAGGCGGCGGCGACGCGCAGCGGGCGCCCCGAGGAGCCCCGGGAGGCGGGGUCAGGGCGGGCCGGCGCUCGGUUCCCGGAAGCCGCCGCCUGCGAGGCUCCCGCCGAGCGGCCCGGCGCGCCGGCACGAGCUCCAGCAUCCUCCGCCGGGAGCGCCUCCCGGAGCCGCGCACAGCGCCGCAGCCGCCCGGCCGCGCGAGUUCUCCUCCCCGGGCGAGAUGCUACCGGUGCACACCGAGGUGAAACCCAACCCGCUGCAGGACGCCAACCUCUGCUCGCGCCUGUUCUUCUGGUGGCUCAACCCGCUGUUUAGAACUGGCCACACACGGAGGUUGGAGGAAGAUGACAUGUUCUCGGUGCUUCCAGAAGACCGCUCAAAACACUUGGGAGAGGAGCUGCAAGGGUACUGGGAUAAAGAAAUUCUGAGAGCCAAGAAGGACUCGCGGAAGCCUUCCUUAACCAAGGCCAUCAUAAGGUGCUACUGGAAGUCGUACCUGGUUCUGGGGAUUUUUACGUUAAUAGAGGAAAGCACCAGAGUGGUCCAGCCCCUAUUUCUGGGGAAGAUCAUUGAGUAUUUUGAGAAGUACGACCCCAGCAACUCUGUGGCCUUGCACAUGGCUUACGGCUACGCCGCUGUGCUGUCCGUGUGCACGCUCGUCCUGGCCAUACUGCACCACUUAUACUUUUACCGCGUGCAGUGCACCGGGAUGAAGCUGAGAGUAGCCAUGUGCCACAUGAUCUACCGGAAGGCCCUUCGUUUAAGUAACACUGCCAUGGGGAAGACAACCACGGGCCAGAUCGUCAACCUGCUGUCCAACGACGUCAACAAAUUUGAUCAAGUGACAAUCUUCUUGCACUUCCUGUGGGCAGGCCCGCUGCAGGCCAUUGCCGUGACCAUCCUUCUCUGGGUGGAAAUAGGCAUCUCCUGCCUAGCUGGCAUGGCUGUUCUGGUUAUUCUUCUGCCUCUGCAAAGCUGUAUUGGGAAGCUGUUCUCGUCACUGCGGAGUAAGACUGCAGCUUUCACGGACGCCAGGAUCAGGACCAUGAAUGAAGUCAUCACGGGCAUGAGAAUCAUAAAGAUGUAUGCAUGGGAGACGUCGUUUGCUGACCUCAUUACCAGUCUGAGGAGGAAGGAAAUUUCCAAGAUUCUGGGAAGCUCCUACCUCAGAGGGAUGAACAUGGCAUCGUUUUUCAUCGCAAACAAAGUCAUCCUGUUUGUGACCUUCACGACCUACGUGUUGCUGGGCAAUCAGAUCACCGCUAGCCACGUGUUUGUGGCGAUGACCCUGUAUGGGGCUGUACGGCUGACGGUCACCCUCUUCUUCCCCUCAGCCAUUGAGAAAGUGUCAGAGACAGUGAUCAGCAUUCGCAGGAUCAAGAAUUUUCUGUUGCUCGAUGAACUGCCACAGCACAAAGCCCAGGAGUCCUGCGAUGGUAAAGCCAUAGUGCACGUACAAGAUUUCACGGCUUUCUGGGACAAGGCAUUAGACACUCCAACCCUGCAAGGCCUUUCCUUUACUGCCAGGCCUGGUGAAUUGUUAGCUGUGGUCGGCCCAGUGGGAGCAGGCAAGUCCUCGCUGCUGAGUGCAGUGUUGGGUGAACUGCCUCCGGCCAGUGGGCUCGUCAGUGUGCAGGGGAAAAUCGCCUAUGUUUCUCAGCAGCCCUGGGUCUUCUCGGGAACCGUGAGGAGCAACAUUUUAUUUGGGAAGAAAUAUGAGAAGGAACGCUACGAGAGAGUGGUCAAGGCCUGUGCUUUGAAAAAGGACUUACAGCUCUUGGAGGAUGGGGAUCUGACUGUGAUAGGAGACCGGGGAGCCACGCUCAGCGGAGGGCAGAAGGCGCGGGUGAACUUGGCAAGGGCAGUCUACCAAGAUGCCGACAUCUACCUCCUUGAUGAUCCGCUGAGCGCUGUCGAUGCAGAAGUGGGAAAGCAUCUGUUCCAGCUGUGCAUCUGCCAGACCCUGCAUGAGAAGGUCACCAUUUUAGUGACGCACCAGCUGCAGUACCUGAAAGCUGCCAGCCACAUCCUGAUAUUGAAAGAUGGUCAGGUGGUACAGAAGGGGACUUACACGGAGUUUCUGAAAUCUGGCGUCGACUUUGGCUCCCUCCUAAAGAAGGAGAACGAGGAAGCGGAACACUCCUCAGCUUCAGGAACUCCAACACUCAGGAAACGGACUUUCUCCGAGUCCUCCAUCUGGUCCCAGCAGUCGUCCAGGCCCUCUUUGAAAGAUGGGGCUCCAGAGGGCCAAGAUGCGGAAGAUACCCAGGCAGUGCAGCCGGAGGAGAGCCGUUCCGAAGGCAAGGUUGGCUUCAAGGCCUACAAGAAUUACUUCGCUGCUGGCGCAUCUUGGGUUUUCAUCAUUUUCCUUAUCCUGCUGAACGUGGCAGCUCAGGUUUUCUAUGUCCUUCAGGACUGGUGGCUUUCCUACUGGGCGAACAAACAAGGCACUCUGAAUAACACGGAAAAUACUAACGGAAAUGUAACCGAGACCCUAGAUCUUAACUGGUACUUAGGAAUUUACUCAGGCCUAACGGCCAUUACCGUCCUCUUCGGCAUCGCAAGAUCCCUGCUGGUGUUCUAUGUCCUUGUGAAAGCUUCCCAGACGUUGCACAACAGGAUGUUUCAGUCAAUCCUGAAAGCUCCAGUCUUAUUCUUCGACAGAAAUCCGAUAGGAAGAAUUUUAAAUCGUUUCUCCAAAGACAUUGGACACAUGGACGACUUGCUUCCCUUAACGUUUCUAGACUUCAUCCAGACCCUGUUACUCGUAGUAAGUGUGAUAUCAGUAGCGGCUGCAGUGAUCCCCUGGAUUAUAAUACCCUUGCUCCCGCUCGCCAUCAUCUUCUUGGUUCUUCGGAGGUAUUUCUUAGAAACGUCGAGGGAUGUCAAGCGCCUCGAGUCCACAACACGGAGCCCUGUGUUUUCCCACCUGUCCUCUUCCCUCCAGGGGCUCUGGACCAUACGGGCCUACAGAGCCGAGGACAGGUUCCAGGAGCUGUUUGACGCACACCAAGACUUGCAUUCAGAGGCUUGGUUCUUGUUUUUGACGACAUCGAGAUGGUUUGCCGUGCGUCUGGAUGCCAUCUGUGCUGUUUUUGUCAUCGUCGUUGCCUUUGGGUCCCUGAUCCUGGCAAAAACAUUGGAUGCUGGACAAGUUGGCUUGGCCUUAUCCUAUGCCCUCACGCUCAUGGGGAUGUUCCAGUGGUCUGUGCGCCAGAGUGCCGAAGUGGAGAAUAUGAUGAUUUCUGUGGAGAGGGUGAUUGAGUACACAGACCUAGAAAAGGAAGCUCCUUGGGAGUACCAGAAGCGCCCGCCCCCAGACUGGCCCCAGGAAGGGACGAUUGUGUUUGACAACAUGAACUUCACCUACAGCUUAGAUGGACCCCUGGUACUCAAGCACCUGACGGCACUCAUCAAAUCCAGAGAGAAGGUUGGAAUCGUGGGGAGGACAGGCGCUGGAAAAAGUUCCCUCAUCUCAGCCCUCUUCAGACUGUCAGAGCCUGAAGGGAAAAUCUGGAUUGACAAGAUCUUGACAACUGAGAUUGGACUUCAUGAUUUAAGGAAGAAAAUGUCAAUCAUACCUCAGGAACCUGUCCUGUUCACUGGAACAAUGCGGAAAAACCUGGACCCCUUCAAUGAGCACACGGAUGAGGAGCUGUGGAACGCCUUGGAGGAGGUACAACUUAAAGAGGCCAUUGAAGAACUCCCUGGUAAAAUGGAUACCGAGUUAGCAGAAUCCGGAUCCAAUUUUAGUGUUGGGCAGAGACAACUGGUGUGCCUUGCGAGGGCGAUUCUAAAGAAAAAUCGGAUACUGAUCAUUGAUGAGGCAACAGCAAACGUGGAUCCCAGAACUGAUGAGUUAAUACAACAGAAGAUCCGGGAGAAGUUUGCCCAGUGUACCGUGCUCACCAUUGCUCACAGGCUCAACACCAUCAUUGAUAGCGACAAGAUAAUGGUUUUGGACUCAGGAAGACUGAAAGAAUAUGAUGAACCAUAUGUUUUGCUACAGAACCCAGAGAGCCUCUUUUACAAGAUGGUUCAGCAGCUGGGCAAGGCCGAAGCCGCUGCCCUCACCGAAACAGCAAAACAGGUGUACUUCAGAAGGAAUUACCCAGACAUAGCAUUCACCAGCCCUGUGGUUACGGACACGUCCAAUGGACAGCCCUCAGCCUUAACAAUUUUUGAAACAGCCUUGUGACUGCCAAGACACGGAGCCUGCCCCGGAGGCGUCCUGCGUCCCCCGAAGGGAGUUGCACUUUGU